Molecule: messenger RNA, 3057 nt
Organism: Hyaena hyaena (striped hyena)
Lineage: Eukaryota; Metazoa; Chordata; Mammalia; Carnivora; Hyaenidae
Gene: UBE2Z
Product: ubiquitin conjugating enzyme E2 Z
Exons: 7
Coding region: 107-1171 (354 amino acids)
Biological process (GO): negative regulation of apoptotic process
Cellular component (GO): nucleus
Molecular function (GO): cysteine-type endopeptidase inhibitor activity; ubiquitin conjugating enzyme activity
Source: RefSeq, a predicted model, not a curated record
GGUGGGGACACUCUGGCCCGGCUCUCGGUGGUGCGGGAGCGGGAGGGAGCAGCGGCCGCUCUGGUCGGCGGACGUGCUGCCGAGCAGUCCCGGAAGCGAAGCAGCGAUGGCGGAGAGUCCAACUGAGGAGGCGGCGACGGCGACGGCGGGCGCCGGGGCGGCAGGCCCCGGGGCGAGCGGCGUCGCCGGUGUCGUUGGCGUUAGCGGCAGCGGGUUCGGGCCGCCUUUCCUGCCGGAUGUGUGGGCGGCGGCGGCGGCGGCGGGCGGGGCCGGGGGGCCGGGGAGCGGCCUGGCUCCGCUGCCCGGGCUCCCGCCCUCGGCCGCUGCCCACGGGGCCGCGCUGCUUAGCCACUGGGACCCCACACUCAGCUCCGACUGGGACGGCGAGCGAACCGCGCCGCAGUGUCUACUUCGGAUCAAGCGGGAUAUCAUGUCCAUUUAUAAGGAGCCUCCUCCAGGAAUGUUCGUUGUUCCUGAUACUGUUGACAUGACUAAGAUUCAUGCAUUGAUCACAGGCCCAUUUGACACUCCUUAUGAAGGGGGUUUCUUCCUGUUCGUGUUUCGGUGUCCGCCCGACUAUCCCAUCCACCCGCCUCGGGUCAAACUGAUGACAACGGGCAAUAACACAGUGAGGUUUAACCCCAACUUCUACCGCAAUGGGAAAGUCUGCUUGAGUAUUCUAGGUACGUGGACCGGCCCUGCCUGGAGCCCAGCCCAGAGCAUCUCUUCCGUGCUCAUCUCCAUCCAGUCCCUAAUGACUGAGAACCCCUAUCACAAUGAGCCUGGCUUUGAGCAGGAGAGACAUCCUGGAGACAGCAAAAAUUACAACGAAUGUAUUCGGCACGAGACCAUCAGAGUGGCGGUCUGUGACAUGAUGGAAGGAAAGUGUCCCUGCCCCGAGCCUUUACGCGGGGUGAUGGAGAAGUCCUUCCUGGAGUAUUACGACUUCUAUGAGGUGGCUUGCAAAGACCGCCUGCACCUUCAAGGCCAGACGAUGCAGGACCCUUUUGGAGAGAAGCGUGGCCACUUUGACUACCAGUCCCUAUUGAUGCGCCUGGGACUGAUUCGUCAGAAAGUGCUGGAGAGGCUGCAUAACGAGAACGCCGAAAUGGACUCUGAUAGCAGUUCGUCUGGGACAGAGACAGACCUGCAUGGGAGCCUGAGGGUUUAGACCCUGCUCCCCUCGCCCCUCCCCCCACUCGAGAGUCCCAGCAAAGUCCCUCCCCCACCCACCCCAGGGACGGAGAGGCACUGUGUACCUCCCUCCAAACGUGACGUCAUCCUGCAAGAUGGCAAAGGCCAAGCGAGCUCGGGUCCCAGGCUGUGGGAGUGGGGAGGCCGUUCCCCAUCUGACCUCCCCGGCUCUCGAGCGCCCGGGGCUGUGUUCGUCCCAUAGCGGGGCCCCAGGGCCCUGUGCAGGAGCACCCCGGCCGAGGGCCUCUGGCACAACCGCGACAACUGACACACCUCUCUGCGGGGCCGGCUCCUUAGGCGUAGGUGGGAGACAGAGCUGAGAUUCCAAGAGGGAGUGUGCGCAGCCGAUCUGUGGGGAUACCCGGAAGAGAGCUGGGGGGGAGGGGGCUGUCUGUGACACUUGAGCAAUCUGGGUGGUUGUCUGUCUGUCUGUCUGUCUGCAGUCUUGAACGCAGGGCUUCCCGACGCCCUUUUCCUCCCCGCCUCUCUUCAUUAGUUCCCAUGGGCUGGCAUAAUUUUGUCUCUCCUAAUUUAUAGUCACUGUUCUAGACAGACCAAAGAGCAGGAACAGUGGUGGAGUCUAGGCUGCUGAUCAGUAAGCUUUACCUAGCACCUGAGCACCUUUCUCCCCUGCCCCCCGGCCCCUCCCCGGUCCCCAGAGGUAAACGUGACUGGGACUGAACCAAGGUCUCGGCCGAAGCCCACGCAGGCACCCCGAGAAGCCGAUUUUGUCCCCACAAUCACUGGUUUGAAAAGUUCCCAGACACGGCCGGCUGCUGUGCGCACGGCAUUAGAGCCACUACAUAGAAUAGUUUCUUACAGGUUUUCGGAAACGCUCGCCGCGAUGAGGGUACUUCUCCUGAGGGCGGGGUGCAGCGGGGGGGCGCGCGCCAACCCUGUUGGGUCCUGGUGUGUUUUCACCCCCGCCUCUGCCUCCCCUCCCGCCCCCUGCCUCAACUUCAAUGCCCAGGAACUCGUGGGGAGCAAGGUAGCCAACGGCACAGGGGGCUGGGACUCUGGGCUCCUCUCCUCCCCUCUCCCCUGCCCCCUCCCCCCACCCCAGCUGCUCUGUCACUAGCUCUGAUGGGUAUCUGCCUGGCCGUGUCGCUUCUCUCUCCGUAUCUAGCUGCAGCAAUCCUUUAGCUGGUUGGCUCGGAAACACGUGCUGUAGGUGCCCUGUGGUACUGGGCGUUGAGGGAAUCCAGCUUUCCCGUUUUUGGCGUGUUCUCCCCGUGUUUUCCAGAUUCUUCCUGUUAUGGCUCCCGGUGGGGCGUUGGUGACCCAUGUGACGCAGGGCCUCAGUCAGUACCCAGCCACGCGAGAGGGAGAGGCGAGAGGGAGAGGGGCACUUGUACCUGCCCCGCCCACCGCCAUGGAGGCCUCCUCCUGGGGAGGGGAGAUGUCGUGGGACUUCCCGGUGGGGGGGGCGGGGCAGAGGAGUUGGGCACCAAGGAGAACGACCCACUUGGGAGAGCAGGAAGCAAAGAAGCUGGACAGGAAGUGGGCCUGGGGAACGGAAGUUGAUCUGGGAUGCCUAAGGCAGAGUCUUCGACUCAAACAGGGUCCCUGCUUCCAACUUCCUCUUCCAUUCCCAGAGCUAGCACAGGGCUUAGAAGGAUGCCCUUGGUCUGUCGGUCCAGUGGUUGUCUGUCAUCCAUUUAAGUGUUCCCACUUUCAAGUGACAAUCCUCUCCUUGGCCCUGCCGCAGGCAGACCAUGUCUGGCGGACCGGCCUGACUUUUACGCCCUAAUCUUGAGUUGAGGAAAUAUAUGCACAGGAGUCCAAGAGAUGUCUUUAUAUCUGACUGUACAUAAAUGAAGUUUUUUUUUUCUUUUUGGUGCAAUAAAGUUUGUUUUGGCAGAA